UUUCUAGAUGUUAAAAAACUACACCGUCCAGCUAUAACAUUGAAGCAACAUAAAUUCUUAGUAGACAUCAAGUCUGGUGUGUCUGGUGGUUUCACUUCAUCCUAGUGUAGUACCGAGUGAAAACUUGUUUUUAUUUAAAAGGAGGAUAGAAGUUGGGAACAGAGCUUAUUUUUGCUGGACGCGAGUGUCACAAUGCGACCCGAUCAUAACAUAAUCUUCCUCAGUGAUUCUUAAAUACUUUUGAAAGAAGUUAAGUUUCGAAAGUGGUGGUAGUAGUUCAGGAGCAUCUACUAGUGUACUAGUGUUAUGUGAACAGAAAAAAUUGUGUUUCGUUCUUUUUUCAAUUUGUUAAUUUAUAACAAAGCAAUCAUGACGGUUAUUAUGACCACACAGGAUAGCUUAAAGGAUGCCAGUGCUCUUAAAAAAAGAUGGGCCAAGAAUUUGAGCUUGGAAAAUCAUUUAGAUUCCACUGAUCCAAAUAACAACAUUACAAUGACAUCGGAGGAUUUAUUGCAACCUGGACAUGUUGUAAAGGAGCGAUGGAAGGUAUUGAAAAAAAUUGGAGGUGGAGGUUUUGGCGAAAUUUAUGAAGGUCAAGACUUACUCACCAAAGAACAAGUUGCUCUCAAAGUGGAGAGUGCCAGGCAACCAAAACAAGUUCUAAAAAUGGAAGUAGCAGUACUGAAAAAAUUACAAGGCAAAGAACAUAUUUGCAGAUUUAUUGGCUGUGGUAGAAACGAUCGUUUUAAUUAUGUAGUAAUGCAACUUCAGGGUCGAAAUUUGGCUGAAUUGCGUAGGGCUCAGCCAAGGGCCGCUUUCAGUCUUUCGACCACCUUGAGACUAGGACUGCAAAUAUUGAGAGCCAUAGAAAGUAUUCACUCCGUUGGAUUCUUGCAUCGUGAUAUUAAACCCAGUAACUUUUCAAUGGGUAGACUGCCAUAUAAUUGUAGGAAAGUAUAUAUGUUAGAUUUCGGGCUUGCUCGACAGUAUACCACAGCGACAGGAGAAGUAAGAGCACCCAGGGCAGCGGCAGGGUUUCGAGGAACUGUUCGUUAUGCCAGUAUUAAUGCUCAUAAAAAUAGAGAAAUGGGUCGUCAUGACGAUCUUUGGUCGCUGUUUUACAUGUUAGUCGAAUUUGUUAAUGGACAAUUGCCAUGGCGUAAAGUGAAAGAUAAGGAGCAAGUGGGCUUAAUGAAAGAAAAGUAUGAUCACAGGUUAUUGCUGAAACAUUUGCCUUCCGAUCUGAAACAGUUCUUGGAUCAUAUUCAAAGUUUAGAAUAUGCCGAUAAGCCUGACUACUCUAUGUUGAUCUCAUUGUUUGAACGUUGUAUGAAACGUCGUGGUGUUAAAGAGUCUGAUCCAUUCGACUGGGAAAAACCGACAGGCGAUUCCCAAGUUACCUCUCAAGUAUCUCAAGCACAGCCUCCGACCACGGCGCCCACGACUUUGCCACGCCAAACCACAAAACUUGUCACUACCAUCGACAACAACCAGGAAAAUAUCGAACCCACAGAUAAUAAAGACAUGGUGGACGCUCGAAAGAGAAUUGAGGCUGAGAACACGGCGCCUUUAGUAACGGACACGCAAACUAACGCUGCUAGACCAGCUGUCGAUAAGAAUUGUAAUGCAACUGCUGGUGAACAAGUUGCUCGAAAACGCCGUGCGACUUCCCACCUCGAUCAACCUCCUACCGACCGGUUGGACAACGAAGCUGCGGUGGCAUCAACAAAAUCCAUCUCGGACGCGCCACGCCCGGCGCCUUUGAGGAAAAGCCAGUCGGGAGCGGCCACUUUGGGGCGGCUCAGGGUGGCCACGCCCUCCUCGCAGGGACAGGGCGGCAGCUUGGGUGAAUCCCCAGCUACGCCCGAGCAGGAGCGACCGUUUCGCAAACGGCAACCUAGCGCGGCGAGGAGUUCUAGGGGUGGUACCCGUGAUCAGAGCGUCACUCAGUUUGCUGUUAUGGAUGACGAGAAUGUUAGCCAACAAGUUACCAGAGGUGGUGGUGCUUUAACUUUAGCUAGUCAAUGGAAAUCUCAAUUUGAUGAUAGUGAGGAAACGACGGAUAACGAAUGGAAACCAGAAUCUCCCGAACAUCAUCGAGGAUUAGGAUCUCAUCAUAGUUCUAUUCAACAUCAACAUUUGGCAACACCUGCAGUAGAAACUGUUAGUGGUGCAUCACCACAGGCACCAGCAGCUUUAAGUAAAAUAAGUGAGGAUUCAAGAACAAGUCAUAGGAAAUACGUUAACAUAGCUGGCAUAGAAGAUUAUCCAGAAUUAGUUGGUGUCCUUCCGCGAGCUUGGUCUUGUCCAGCGUUAGGUCCUCUAGUUCGUCGUGCUUUAAAACCUCCUCUUCUCCAACAAGCCGCUUUCGACGAUCUAGUGUUUCGUGUUGAUGUCAUGCGCAAUGUGGCUUCCAAGCAGCACGUAGCAGUCGAAAAUGUGGAUAUUCGUCUACAGAAGUCUCUAAAGCGCGAUAAAUUGGCAGGAGAUGAAGGAAGCAACUUCUACAAAGGCUGGGUCAGUUUACCUGCAUUAGAACUGCCCGAAUUGCAAGGCUUUAGAGAAGAGGAAAACGGAGAUGAAGGAUUGCAAGAGGUGGCAGGGAAACUUGAAAUCCGUGUAGUGCCAAAACCGCCUUCGGACGGUGCCACACCUAUCUACACCGCUACCACUAACCAGAGCCAUACCACUACAGCACGACCCCAUUCCCUUCCACCCAUCGCUAAAGCGACGCCCGCACAAAGUGACAGCGUACCACAUCCGGCUAUGGAGAGGUCUGGAUCUCACGACAGGCCCGACAGAAAGCCUUUAGAAAGAACCAAAAGCAUACUGAAGCAAAGUAGCAAGGAGGGCAAAGUGACCGCGGAAGUUGGGAGUCCCCGAAAAGAAAUAGUUAUGUUCGUCGAUGCCAUAGAGAUCAAAGAAAAAGAAAAGGUUACUGAAUUGUCUCGAUCAAAGAUGAGAUCUCCACCGCCAGAAGUUGCUGUUUCUAGGAAGGAAAACGAGAGAGAAAGAGAAAUCCAAUGCGACGUUGUCGAGAUCAAUAAAAAUGACGCCCAUAGAAAAAGCUCUUCGAAACUCGUUACAACUACAAGCGAUAAGCAAACCGCUACGGAAAGUAAAAAAGUAGAAACAGAGAGUAGUAGCACGGAAACGGAUAACCAAAGAGACAGAAGCCGAGGUAAAAGUGAAGAGAAGAAAAAUUCGCUAAAAAAAUCAUCAAAUGGAUCAACCCUCAACUUCGAACCUGUAGAAGCUUUAAUGCGAAGUCAGUCUUUGAAAUCAGUUCAUACCAACAGACCUUUGUCAUCGUUACUUAAUAAUUUGGCCGCAGAUUCGCGAUCGGAUAGUAGUUCGGGAACGUCAGCUACCAACCGACCGAAAUCGGAUGUUGGUGGACUACUAAGAGAUAAAAUUGGGGUCAUUGACAAACACAUGUUGGUUGAAAGAGACCUAAGCCGAAGAUUAGGCGACGAUAUUGUAACGAGGUGUUCGCAAGGAGUAGAUUUAAGUUCACAUCCCAAUGUUACAUAUGUGGCAGCUUCAAGCAUUCCAGAAUUAAGAGAGAAACGUUCGAUAGCCAAUGGUUUCAGUCCUGGUUUAGAAGAACAGUCUGAAUAUUUUGAUGCCACGGAAAAUCCUGCCAUGAAAGAUAAAAAACCUGAACAAGACGACGAAGAUAGUGGCGUAGACAAUGCCAGCCAAAUAUUGAGGGAAACUUCGAUUAGUCCGGCAUUAGAUGGAGGGAGAAUAUCAAAGAUUCCAGUGUCCGUUACUGGAGGUCAGCGACUGGCCAAAUGCAUGUCUUGGUCUGGAGAUUUGACUCCCGGUCUGAGACGACGUAGACAGAACGAGAAAUACGUAACGGAUCCGAGCCAGCUAAAUCUUAGGUUUAAAAGGCAUUCUGGAAGCGGUGUAAGAGCCAGAGGCAUAUCUAACUGCCUAAUCGACGCCCCGGAAAGCAGCCCCGAAUCAUCGGAAGGGCCACCACCUCCACCGCCACCUAUCGCCGGCGACUCACCGUCAGACCCGCAAGCUAGAAUUCGAAAAUACAGACCGGUGACGUAGUGUGACUAGAUGGAGGAAAAUAGUCUUUAAUCUCGAUAAUUGUGAUUGGCCGAAAGGAGUGACUUAUUUAAUAGACACACCUUUCAGUUCCGAUUAGAAACAGGAGUUGUAAGUUAGGGCAGAUAGGUCUAUUUUUAUUUUUUUUAAUUGGCUUUUGUUGUGUUGGGAGUUGAAAAGUAAACCAAGUGAAAUUAAUAUAUAAGAAUUGUAUUGAAUACAAAUAGACCUUUAUUACUUAAAACUUCUAGAAAAUCUAUACAAACGACGACUCCAAACCCAACGCACUUUAGACAGAUUUUUUGCAUAAUAAAUUGACAUUACUUGACGCUGGUUCUUUGCAAUAUUGUAACAAGUUGCAUCUUAGUAAAUAUUCACAUCUGGUCUCAAAUUUGAUAGGCUUUAAAUAAGUGAUUUAGACUUAAUUAAAUUAAUUAGAGGUUAUAUUAGUUUGGAUAUCGAAAACUAUAUGAGUUUGUAAAGUAACUUCUGAUUUCGACUAUGUUUAAUGUCAUAUAGAUAAUUAAUCUGGCAUCAGUAAUACCAUUUGAAAACUAUUUUUAUUAGAUUUAUUAGAUCAGACAAAAAGUAGAAGUCAUUUUAACAGUGUAACUUCAACAACAAAAUGGGCUGUCUAGUUAAACAAAAUUAGUAAUUACAUAAAUGAACAGUAAUGAUAUUAAUGAACACACAGAAACAAACAGCGUGCGAUUACUGACAUAGAACAACAAAGUAACUAUGUAUAUUAAAUACAUAUAUUUUGACCCUUAUUCAUAGUUUUCGCAAUAUGGCAGAAUGACAUUUGUAUAAUGCUUAAAUAUAUUGAAAUUCGGGCGAUGUAUGUAUCUUAAAAUAUUUAGGCUUUUUAUAGCUUUCUCAUAUUGAAAAAUAAAUGUCAAAAACGGGUUUAUGAAAUAUUCAGGGGUAAGAUGCACUCCUAUAUUAUAUAAAUUACAAAUAUAGUAAUUUACAAAAUAGACCCUAAAUAAAAGAAAAUAUCAAACCCACAUAUUUCUUAUAUAAAUUGAUUUUAGUACAGUGUUUUUUAUUAAUUUGUUAUUUUUUAUUGUAAUACUAUUGAAAUUCUAAAAAAAUGAUUUGCAUGGAAAUUGGGUACAUGUAGAUGCAUACAUUGAUAUUUUUCAAAAAUUGUCUUAUAUUUAUUUAUUGUUUACCAUAUUAAUAUAAUAAAACACCCAACACAAAACCAUUGUAACUUUGCGUUAUAGGAAAGUGCAAAUGACAAAUAUAUUUUUUUAAUUUAUGGUAAAUUAAUCUGUUCGGAUUAACUUUACAUUUUUGUUGUGAUCGUAGGUACUCGAACUUUGGCAACAAUGCAAUAGUUAGAUUAGAAUAUAUUAAAUCAAAAGGAAAAUACGCUUGCGUGACCUACAUCGAAUGUGUGUGUAUGUUAUGAUUUUAUUUCUUUUUUUAAUAUCAUUAUUAUUUAUUAAUUCAACGUGCAGGGCGCGUAUUGUGCAAUGUUGCCAAGUUUUCAAUAUAUGUAAGAAUGCUUUGUUGAAUUUUGAGGAGUGUAUUCAUUGUUUCUAGUCGAAAGAGUACUAAGUAUUUUUUUUAAAGUACUUGAUGGUUUAUUCUAGUCAAACUUUAAUGAUAGAAUCUAUAAAAAAAAGAAAUGAUAUUGACUAUUUAAAAUAAUGCGAAAUAAAGAUACUCUGUAUAAAAUGAUAUUAAUAUUACUGAAAUCUGACAAGCACUGAAUACAAGAAGAUAUUGAAUAAACUAACUAUUUUUAAGCAGUCGACUUGUAUUCAUCCUUGUAUUAAAUCUGUUAAGAAAAAGAAGAAUAUAUAUACAUAGAUAUCAACAAUAUACUUGAGUACAUAAAUAAAAAAUUAGACUGC
Molecule: messenger RNA, 5930 nt
Organism: Sitophilus oryzae (rice weevil)
Lineage: Eukaryota; Metazoa; Arthropoda; Insecta; Coleoptera; Curculionidae
Gene: Asator
Product: tau-tubulin kinase homolog Asator
Exons: 20
Coding region: 370-4068 (1232 amino acids)
Biological process (GO): peptidyl-serine phosphorylation; signal transduction
Cellular component (GO): cytoplasm; nucleus
Molecular function (GO): protein serine/threonine kinase activity; ATP binding
Source: RefSeq, a predicted model, not a curated record